This is a messenger RNA of Mobula hypostoma (lesser devil ray), 1545 nucleotides long. It is a transcript of the gene bcap31, whose product is annotated as B cell receptor associated protein 31. Gene Ontology annotation, biological process: endoplasmic reticulum to Golgi vesicle-mediated transport; intracellular protein transport. Gene Ontology annotation, cellular component: endoplasmic reticulum; endoplasmic reticulum membrane. NCBI's taxonomy places the organism in Eukaryota, Metazoa, Chordata, Chondrichthyes, Myliobatiformes, Myliobatidae. The coding region runs from base 173 to 907 and encodes 244 amino acids. The transcript is spliced from 8 exons. The record is from RefSeq and is a predicted model, not a curated record.
AGGAAAUUCGCAUGACGGUGGGGGAUUUGGCUGCAUGUGGGAGUGGAAUUAGACAUGCCUGAGGUGUUUUCUCCAGAGGCAGUUUGGAGGUCUGUGGAGGAAGGCAGAGGGUAAAUGUGCGACCUGUGCCCCUUCCCAGUGGUGUCAGUAGCAGUGCGUGGCCGGGGUCAGCAUGAGUCUGCAGUGGACAGCGGUGGCGGGCUUCCUGUACGCAGAGGUGUUUGCCCUGCUGUUGAUGUGCAUCCCGUUCAUUUCGGCAAAGCAAUGGCAAAGGCUCUUCCGAUCCAGCCUCUUCACCCUGGCAGUGUCGUAUGGAAACAAGUUCUUCUUCUUCCUGAUCGCAUUGCUGAUCUUCCUGCUGUUCGAUGCCAUCCGUGAGGUUCAGAAAUACAAUGUUCCAGACAAGGUGGACCUCAAGCACCUGCCCACGGCUGAGGACCACAUCCACAUGAAGCUGUUCCGUGCACAGAGGAACCUCUACAUCGCCGGCUUCUCCCUCCUCCUGUGGUUCGUCCUGAGGCGACUGGUCACCCUGAUCUCCCAGCAGGCCACGCUCCUGGCCACCAACGAGGCCUUCAAGAAGCAAGCGGAGAGUGCCACCGAGGCGGCCAAAAAGUACAUGGAGGAGAACGAUGGGCUGCAGAAGGCCCUGAAGGAGGCUGGGGUGGAGCCAGUGACCCGAGAGGCCAGUCAGCUGGAGGAAGAGAACCAGAGCCUCCAGGCCAAGCUGAGCCUCCUGAAGGAGGAGGCAGCAACUGCCCAGAGAGCCCUGCAGCGUUCGGAGAACGAGCUGACAGCGAUGAAGCGACAGGCGGAGGGUCUGACAAAGGAGUACGAUCGGCUGCUGGAGGAGCAUUCCCGGCUCCAGUCGGAGGUUGACAGACCGACCCACAAGAAGGAGGAGUAGACGUGUCUGUGGCUUCUGGUGCUGAGGACCGGUCCCCCGGCCUGAUGCUUGGCUCUUCCAUCCCGGGACGGCCAGCACCUCCCCUCAGGCACCCUGUCACUACCUCCCCUCCCCAAUGCGUUUCUGUCCCUCAGUGGGUUCCCCUGCCCCACUCGCUCCACGUCGCACUGGCUACCGAGACCCGGCCCUUCUCCCCACCUCCCACCUGCAGCUCCUCAGGUGCCUGCGUGCUGUGGGUUGGGGGUUGGGGGAAAGAGUCGAGCCCUGGGACCCCUGUCCCUUCUGGCCUCCCUCAGCACCUCCCCUCUGUCAGACCAUUCUCUCCACCCCUCACCCCUCACCCCCCACCCCUUUUCUCCCCUUUCUCCUCUCCGUGUGGAGUGCUGUGGUGGUUGAGGGAGCUCUGGUCGGGACGUGUGUGUGAAACGAGGACACAGUCGGCAACUGGGCUUGUAAAUGUUUGCUGUGCGAUAUCGCCUGCCGCUCACUGGGUGUGAGGCCAGUGGUUACCAGAUGCCCACCUCGUCUCUGGGCUGAAGGUCUCUGUUCUUUUGUAAUCUCACAGAAAAGGUGUUUACACAUUUGCUCUUGUGGGAAUAAUAAAUGGUUUUGGACUGUAAGGUGGGACCGUCCUGUCU